CUCAGUGUGUGUCAGUCCCAGAGAGAGGGAGUUUUCUCUGCGUCUUUUUCGUAUUAUAAUUAAUAUUAUCGAACGAUAGAUAGUUAAUCUAACUAUUUAAACGGUGUAUAAAUACGCCACGUACUGUAAAUUCACCGAGUGAGUAAAAAGGAAAAAGCGACGCAGAAAAACGGAAAUGUAAUGAAGGUUGGAGUGAGUGAUCUAAAGACUCAAUCCGUAGUUCUUGCUUGCACUCGUAGCUAUGGAACCGGUUCUUGAACCAGCACCGUACGUGAACUCAAAUCCGUUGCCUAUACCGCCUCCUUUGAACUCGGUGCCGCCUUUUUUGAGCAAAACAUACGACAUGGUUGAUGAUCUUUCCACCAAUGAGGUCGUUUCUUGGAGCAGCGGAAACAACAGCUUCGUCGUCUGGGACGUUCCCGAGUUCUCGAAGGUGUUCUUGCCUAAGUACUUCAAGCACAACAAUUUCUCCAGCUUCGUCAGACAGUUAAAUACUUAUGGAUUCAGAAAAGUUGAUCCAGAUCGAUGGGAAUUUGCAAAUGAGGGAUUUCUAAGAGACCAAAAACAACUACUAAAGGGUAUUACAAGGAGGAAAUCAUCGCAUGUGCAGCAACAAACUCAAGUUCAGAACUCAUCUCUUGCUCCUUGUGUCGAGGUAGGGAAGUUUGGAAUAGCGGAAGAAGUGGAAAGACUCAAGAGGGAUAAGAACGUUCUUAUGCAUCAACAACAGGCCACCGAGAACCAGCUGAAGGACGCGGUGCAGAAAGUUCAGGCGAUGGAGCAGAGGCAACAGCAGAUGAUGUCGUUUUUAGCGAAGGCUGUUCAGAGUCCAGGCUUCUUGAACCAGUUAGUAGCACAACAGAGUAAUGAUGGUAACAGACAGAUUCAGGGAAGCAGUAACAAAAAGAGGAGGCUUCCUGGGGAGGAGGCUAAUGAUGUUGAUCGUCAGAUUGUUAAGUAUCAGCCAUCCAUAAAUGAAGCAGCGCAAACUAUGCUUCGACAGUUCUUGAAUAUGAGUAGCUCACCUGAGUCUGAAUCGGUUCCAAACAAUCCUGGCAGUUUCAGUCCUAGCUCUCUGAACUCCUCGAAUACAGUUUCUGGAGUAACACUGCCCGAGGUUUCACCCGACUCAGCUCAUUCAGCAGCAAUGAACCAAGUACCUGAUGCAGGUUUGGCUCAUCAUCCUCAAGCUGGUCUGGUUCAUCCAAACUUAGGUCCAAGUCCAGCUGCAGCUACUUGGAGCCCUGAAUCUGAAUGCAAGACGGGUAAUGGAGAGUGUUUGGAUCCAAUAAUGGCUGCUUUAGUUGGGUCGUUGGAGAUGGAAGGCGAUGCAGUUUCUCCUGAAGGUGAGGAAGAGGUGAAAGAGUUACUGGUCCCUCAGCUGCCUGGAGUCCAAGACCCAUUCUGGGAACAGUUUUUUGCUGAUGAAGCCCCAGUGAGUGGAGAGACAGACGAGACUAUAUCAGGGUCAGUGGAGAAUAAUGACUUGGCAAUGGAGCAAGAACUGAGGGAGUGGACUAGGGAUCAACAACAAGUGAACCAUAUCACUGAACAAAUGGGGUUUCUUUCUUCGGAAACACAUGGAGGUAAGAAUGAAAAACAUGUUCUCUGCAUUAUUGUUCUGCCAUUUGUCUUUCACAGGUGUAUAUUUUUCAGGGGAGGUUGUGAAGGGGAUAUGAACGGAGGUGGAGGAGAUAUAUCAUAGGGUUUGACUUUCACAUGCAUAAAACCUACGAAAAGAACAAACAAUGCAGCGCCAACGUACUUGUGAAUAGUCCUUUAGAGAUGACUCUUUGUGUUUUUUUUUUGUUACAUGUUGCUUGUUUACAACGGCCUUCAUGUUCAAUUAUCAACCACUAUGAUAAUC
Messenger RNA from Brassica napus (rape), 1867 nucleotides. RefSeq names its product heat stress transcription factor A-1b-like. The transcript has 2 exons. Bases 242 to 1705 code for a protein of 487 amino acids. Gene Ontology annotation, biological process: regulation of transcription by RNA polymerase II. Gene Ontology annotation, cellular component: nucleus. Lineage: Eukaryota; Viridiplantae; Streptophyta; Magnoliopsida; Brassicales; Brassicaceae. Gene Ontology annotation, molecular function: DNA-binding transcription factor activity; RNA polymerase II cis-regulatory region sequence-specific DNA binding. The record is from RefSeq and is a predicted model, not a curated record.